Syngnathus typhle (broad-nosed pipefish) is the source of this 2370-nucleotide messenger RNA. RefSeq names its product solute carrier family 17 member 5 (gene slc17a5). Gene Ontology annotation, molecular function: transmembrane transporter activity. The record is from RefSeq and is a predicted model, not a curated record. NCBI's taxonomy places the organism in Eukaryota, Metazoa, Chordata, Actinopteri, Syngnathiformes, Syngnathidae. Gene Ontology annotation, biological process: monoatomic anion transport; transmembrane transport. The transcript is spliced from 10 exons. The coding region runs from base 106 to 1578 and encodes 490 amino acids.
UGGGCGGAGCCUUUACAUCGAUUUCCUGUUUGUGGCGGUACAGAUGGAUUUCGUUGCUUUUCAGCGUCGAUAGCUGGGCAUGGUUGUUCCAUAGUAGUGACCCAAAUGGAUUCAUGCGGCUCGGACACGGAGGGCGAGGACCAGCAGCAGAAACCUCUUCUUCACCGCAGAGACGAGGACAACAUUCAACGGGCUCCAGCAUGCUUUUCUGCACGCUAUGGCCUGGCCCUGUUGUCGUGUUUCGGCUUCUUCGUUGUCUACGCCCUGCGGGUCAACCUGAGUGUGGCCAUGGUGGACAUGCUCAACAGCACCCACCAAGCACACCCCAACCACAGCAGUUCUGUGUGCCCCCCCCACCAAAGCCCCGAACGCCCCAAACACAACCAAACUGCCAGGGUGUACAACUGGGGGACAGAGACGCAAGGCUGGAUCCUGGGCUCGUUCUUCUACGGUUACAUCCUGACCCAGAUCCCCGGGGGCUACCUGGCGGGCCGUUUGGGGCCCAAAUGGUUGCUGGGUUUGGGCAUCCUGGGGACGGUGGUGUUCACUCUGCUUACCCCCUUGGCGGCUGACCUGGGUGCCGGCUACCUCAUCGCCGUCAGGGUCCUGGAAGGUGUCGGGGAGGGUGUCUCCUUCCCUGCUAUGUACAGCAUGUGGGCAGCGUGGGCGCCGCCCCUGGAAAGGAGUCGUCUUCUCACCAUCUCCUACAUCGGAAUCCAGAUCGGGACGGUGGUGUCUCUCCCGCUGUCAGGCGAAAUCUGUUUCUACCUGGACUGGACCUACGUCUUCUACAUCUUUGGUGCAGUGGGCCUCUUGUGGUUUGUGCUGUGGACAUUCCUGGCCUACGACACUCCAGACACUCACCCGUGGAUAUCGGAGCGUGAGCGAGUCUACAUCACAAGCUCACUUAAGAAAGAGCUGUCGCCACCGGGCGGACACAUCCCCUGGCGAGCCAUCGUGACGUCACGCCCACUGCUGGCCAUCGUGGUGGCUCACUUCUCAUACAACUGGACCUUCUACACCCUCCUCACCCUGCUACCCACCUAUAUGAACGACGUACUGGGCUUCAGCAUACAGCAGAACGGCUGGUUGUCGGCGCUGCCUUACCUGGGCUGCGGUCUGUUGGCCCUACUGAGCGGUCAGCUGGCCGACUACCUGCGAGAAAGCUGCCGUUACCCCACCGUCACGGUCCGGAAGUGCUUCUCCCUCGUUGGUAUGAUCGGACCGGCAGUCUUCCUGGUGGCGGCGGGUUACACGGGAUGCAACUACACCUUGGCGUUGACUUUCCUCACCAUCUCCUCUUCGCUGGGCGGAGUGUCGGCGUCCGGCUUCAACAUCAACCAUUUGGAUAUUGCUCCUUCGUACGCGGGCAUCCUGCUGGGCAUCACCAACACCUUCGCAACCAUUCCUGGCAUGGUGGGACCCGUCAUUGCAAGAAGCCUCACUGUAAAUAACACAAUGGAAGAAUGGCAGACGGUCUUCUACAUCGCGGCAGCCAUCAAUGUUUUCGGUGCCACCUUCUACAGCAUCUUCGGACAAGGCAACGUCCAGCCCUGGGCCAUCCACACCGACUCAUAAAAGAAAGGCACAUUGCACAACAAUGUCAGCUUGUGCCUUUCGCACAGACGCCUCAUUUUAUUUUAUGCUCUGUUGCUUUUUUUUUUUUUUUUUCUUGUGACAGAAUGUACUGUUUCCUGCAGAUAGCAAGAUAAAUGUUAUUGUUUUACAAUUCUCAGGUAAUGGAAUUAAAAGGGAUCAUGUAGUUACUGUUUAACAAUCUUGAGGUUUUUUUUUUUACAUGCAUAACACAAAGAGAAGUAGCAUACUUUAGUAUUAGAAGCGACAAGGAUGUCCGUCCACUUUGCACGUGUUCCAAAUGUCACUUGAUCAGUCUUGCACUUGUGCCUUAAUGAAUUUUUUGAACCCAGUCACACACCGGGUGGCAUUAAAAAAAAAAAGUAGUGCCGUAUUUCUUGAAAUGGGAAUCAAUGUCAAUGUAUAGAAUGGAAUUAUUGUAAAGCAGGGUUGUGUAGAUUUGUGCUACUCUUCCACUUAUGUUCUGUGAAACUUUCUAAGUCCUUUGGUUUAUGUGAACUCGGAUGUUAAAAUCAUCAUGUGUGAUAAACAUUUAAUUGCAAUAGAACGAUGCUCUAUUAUUGUCUUAUUUUUGCUGCUUUGAAAAACUGUCAAAGAUGUAUCAAAUCAAGUGUCAGAAUGCAUUUAAAACAUUUGAAGAUACUUUUGACAUGAUAGGUAUUUUUUCGUUACCAAAAUUUUCCAAUAUCAAUCGGGACAUGUUUGGAAUGAUUCGAAUUUUCUGCAAUUUCGAUAUUUCCACAAUAAAAAUUCGAUCCAUUUAAGUUAAAUUCA